UUCAAUGAAUUAUCACUUCCACCAGGCUUGCCCGCCUUUGUGAAGCCUGCGACAGGGAGUCACACUUACGGUGUGAAGAAGGUGGAGAGUCUGGAGGACCUGAUGCGCGCCCUGCACGACCUGAAGGCGAUGGUGGAUGAACAUCCCGACUUCACGGCUGCUCCGAGUGCUCCGUUCUUCAGGGACUAUUUUCUGCAGUACCUGGACGUGGAGAAGUACCCGAUCGCCCUGCGCGACGUCGCCGUCGUGGAACCCUACCUGGACGCCGUGGCCAACUGCACCGUGGACGGGUGCGUCGUGGGGAGGGAGGUUGUACAUUGGCCGAUCACUGACGAGCUCCGUUUUGACGAUCAGGACGCCAAGUUCGACUGCAUCCUCUCUCCGAGCUCCGAGCCGGAGGACGUGCAGAGGCGCAUGCGCGAGGUCUAUGACGGCGUCAUGUCCAGGAUGCUCCAGUUCGGCUUCAACCACGGGUUUACAAACAUCGAGGUGUUCAAGAUGCGGGAUGGGCAGCUGAGGCUAUGUGAAGUGAACGCGAGAGGAUCGAAGCUGCUCCAAGCCAUCUACAAGGCGAGCCACUCCAACGUGAACCAGGACUGGGUGUACCUGUCCGCUGGGCGCGGUGUCCGGCCGGUCGGACCCACGGAGACCGGGAGGUACGGGAUGGGGUACCCUGUCAGGUUCGGGGCUCUCGACAAGCCGGGCAACUUGGUGGACUUCAACCAGGUGGAAAAGCUGAAGUCCCAGGACCCUGACGUCACCUUCAGCCUGUACCUGGUGGAAGGUCCCGACGAUGACGUCACCAGCUUUGCGGGCAGUGCCGGAAACUGCUUCCUGUUCGUGCACACGUACGGCGGCAGUCGGGAGGCCGUCAUCAACAAACUGGUGGACGUGUUACAACUCAUAGUCAAGAGGCCAGAGCUGCUGACAUACCCAGUACAUUAUGGGAUGUAAGACCUACAGAUGAUCUAUAGCAUUGUCUCACAAAGAUAC
Branchiostoma floridae (Florida lancelet) is the source of this 993-nucleotide messenger RNA. RefSeq lists its product as uncharacterized. Bases 103 to 954 code for a protein of 283 amino acids. NCBI's taxonomy places the organism in Eukaryota, Metazoa, Chordata, Leptocardii, Amphioxiformes, Branchiostomatidae. The transcript has 5 exons. The record is from RefSeq and is a predicted model, not a curated record.